This is a messenger RNA of Centropristis striata (black sea bass), 1099 nucleotides long. RefSeq names its product zinc finger, CCHC domain containing 9 (gene zcchc9). Lineage: Eukaryota; Metazoa; Chordata; Actinopteri; Perciformes; Serranidae. The coding region runs from base 169 to 990 and encodes 273 amino acids. The transcript is spliced from 6 exons. Gene Ontology annotation, molecular function: zinc ion binding; nucleic acid binding. The record is from RefSeq and is a predicted model, not a curated record.
CAUAAAUAAUUGUAUUUGAAUUUGUGUCAUCGUUGUCAUACCCAGUCUGAACCAGCCGGGGGCGCUGCGCAGCUUUUCUGACCGUUUACGACCCGACAAUAAACACGAAGAAGAAGACUUCCUGUAAAAACACAAACACAUGGACUGAAAACUUCUGAAGCUUCAGUCAUGACGAGGUGGGCGAGAGCCAACAACGUCCACAAACACAAACCAGCUGAGGCCACGCCAUGGAGCCAGCUGAGAGGAGCAGGAGGAGGAGGGAGAGGCCGAGGAGGAGGAGGUGGUCACCCGGGCAGUUCUAGACCAGAACCUCCUCAGAGGGACCACCUGAGAGGGACUCAGCCCGGCGGAUCCGCAGUGAAGAAACCCAACCGGCCCAAGAAGGAGUACGUGAGCGAAGACGUGAACGGCUUCCUGGAGUUCCUCCAGCAGAGCGGACAGCCGCUGCCAGGAGGAGGCGCAGCAAGGAGGGAGCUCCGCGAGGAGGUAGAGACAGCUCUGAAGAAGGACAGGAGGAGGGAGGACCGGAGGGUGAAGAGGCAGACCAACAAGAAGAACAACAUGCUGUGCUUUAACUGCAGGAAGCCGGGUCACGGUCUGGCCGACUGUCCUGAGGCGGACCGUGACGAGGAGAUGGGUCGAGGCAUCUGUUACCGCUGCGGCUCCACCGAACACGAGAUCCACAAGUGUCGAGCUAAGGUGGACCCGGCUCUGGGAGAACACCCGUACGCUAAGUGCUUCAUCUGUGGACAGAACGGACAUUUGUCCCGAGGCUGUCCCGAUAAUCCCAAAGGACUUUAUGCACAAGGAGGUUCCUGUCGGGUUUGUGGUUCAGUGGAACAUUUUCAGAAAGACUGUCCAGAACAUCAGGCUGCAACUAACUCCAUGACCGUCCCCUGGCUGUCCAACAACAUGAGUGCAGAUCACGAGGACUUCCACGUUCCUGUGAAGAAAACUAAACCCAAACAAACCAAAGUGGUGAAGUUCUGACUCUGAUCUCUGAGAUAAACGGACUGAUUCAUGUUCUUGUGCAGCGAAGUGAAUCUGCAGACGCAUUCUGACUCUGUGUAUAUUUAAUAAACUGUUUCCUUCUUCUGUA